Molecule: messenger RNA, 4308 nt
Organism: Schistosoma rodhaini
Lineage: Eukaryota; Metazoa; Platyhelminthes; Trematoda; Strigeidida; Schistosomatidae
Source: the annotation of a GenBank genome assembly
AUAUAGAUACAAAUAGUAUCCAUAUUAAAGUAAUUCAUGUUUGUACAGACAUGUAUAAAAUAUCUUUACUUUGUUCUCUUUUUUUUUUAAUUUUCGAAAGAUUGUUAUUUUACAAGGUUGUUUAUUGGUACUAAUGAAUUCAGUUAAAUAAAUGUAGACUAAUUCAAAUUUUAAUUUUUACUUUCUGGUUUAUAACAAACAUUCAUUGAACCAUAAUACUAAUGCAAUAAACAGAACGAGAUCUUUGUUACAUUACCCUUUAUGAACAUGAUAAAGAUCUGUUUCAACGUUGAAUGAUUACAAUCAGAUGAUCAUACAUAAUAAUAAUAAUAAUGAACAUUGAGAUUAUUCCAUUCAUCAUUCAUCUAUUUAUUAUUAUUGUUAUUCUAUUUAAUGGAUUAUAUUUAUGUGAUGAAUGGAAGCAUGUAAAUAAUCAAUUAUCUAUGCCGUAUAAUCCUUGUCAGCCGAAUCCAUGCCAAAACAGUGCUGAGUGUGUAAAUAUUCAAGAUUGGAGUAGAACAACAUCAUUAGAGAAAUUCAACACUUUGUCAGACUAUUAUUGUGUAUGUCUCAAAGGAUGGACUGGACAAAACUGUACGGAAGAUAUUGAUGAUUGUGUUAUUCAUCCUUGUUUAAAUGGUGGUAUUUGUGAAAACAAACCAAAUAUGAGGUUUUAUUGUCAUUGUCCAACAGGAUAUGUUGGUCAGACUUGUGAAUAUAGAGAUCCAUGUCAACUUAACCCUUGUCUGAAUGGUGGAACUUGUCAUUCUGAUCCAUUUGGUCAGUUCACUUGUAUUUGUCCUCAAUGGUACAAUGGAGUACGCUGUGAACAGGAAAUUAACCCAUGCUAUCCUACAUCUCCGUGUUUGGGGGAGAAAUCAGUUUGUCAUUUAUUGACUUCAAAGAAUAGAACAGUUUCAGGACCAUCAUUUUUUAUUCACAAAUCAGAGUAUAUUGUAGAUUUUCUGUGUGAAUGUGACCCUGAUUAUUUUGGUCGUUAUUGUAAUAAAAAGCGAAAUUUAUGCAAGUUCAAUAAAUGUAAAAAUGGUGCAACUUGCUUGCAAAACAAGGAUCAUUUUGUUUGUUUAUGUCCUUCAGGAUUUACAGGAUCAAUCUGUAAUACACCUACGAACACAACUGAAUAUCUUUAUCCUAAUGUAAAUACUUUAAUUCGAAAUCAGUCAAUGAAGACAAAUAUAUUCAGAAAGAAUUCAACAGAAAAUAUAAAAUUAUUAUAUGAUCAUUGUUAUCAACUUGGAUGUAAUAAAGCAAAAACUGGUGAUAAUAUUUGUCAAGCUAAAUGUAUCUAUGCCAAAUGUUUAAAUGUAGAAGAUGAAUUAGAAAAAGAUUGUCAGUAUUGGGUUAAAUGUUUACAAACAACUGAACAUAUUGUAAACUAUUAUAACAAGACAACAUGUGUUGAACAAUUUAAAAAUGGUAAAUGUCAACCUGAAUGUAAUAGAAAUGAAUGUUAUAUGGAUGGUUUUGAUUGUUUACAAAAUAUAUCACAGUGUAUAUCAUUUGAAUUCUGCUUACAGUCAUAUGGAGAUGGUAUUUGUCAGUCACAAUGUAAUACCAUCCAAUGUGGAUAUGAUGGUGGAGAUUGUGAAUAUGAACAAAGAAACAAUUAUUUGUCAAUCAAAUACAUUUUACUUCAUUUGAAAACAAAUCAAUCAGAAUUCAAGUUGAAUCGUAAUUACUAUCUGGGAAAUCUGGGUAUAAUUCUUCAAUCGAUUGUUAGAAUUGCAAAGGAUGACAUCACUCAAGAAUUGUUAUUAGAAGAUAUUCCUAAUAAAAAUCAAAUUAAAGUUCUUCUGGAAGUCACUAGUCAAUCAAAUAAUAGCUGUAAAACAACCGAAGGAAAUAUGUGCACCAGUGAUAGUUUUCAAUUACUUAAACCAAAUGAACUAAAAAUGUACAUUCUUGCCGCAUUAAGUACAAUUCAGUACAGAUCACUUUUUAGUAUAAUAAAUUUGAAUUUUGUUGAUUCACCAAGUCAGUCACAUUUUAAAGCACCAUGGGAAUUAGAAUCUUCAACUGAUACAAAAAUUUCGAAAGAAGCUAUUGGACUAUACGUUUGUAUAUGCAUAUUGGCUGGAAUAAUUAUUAUAUUAAUUUUAUUCUUGGUAUUUCAAUAUGAUAAUAACUGGCGAAAACCAUUGAAACGUGUAAAAACGAAAGGUAUCUGGUGUCCACCUGUAUUAUCGAUUUAUUCUAAGCCUAAUCAAGUUGAUUUAUUAGGACAACAAUCUUCAGUUUAUUUCACGGGACUUAAAUCAGCAGUAGGAGUUACAGAACCACCUCUAACAACAAUGACAAUAAAUGAAUCAAAAUAUUUUGAUAAUAAACUUAAACAAACUCCAUCAGCUUCGUCAUUUUUUCAAGAUUACUUGAAUUCUUCAACGGCUAAUGAGAAGGAUACAUUCCUCUUUUCAAAUGUCUCAAAGUACAAUCAUGAAGAAAUGAUUGCUGGACUCCUCUCAGAUAAAAUUCCUAGAACAGAUAUUUCAUUGAGUGAUGAUUUUUCACCAAGUUGUAAAAAGAAACGUCUUACUCAAGAUAAAAUGAUGUCAGACGUGCUACCUAACAAUGCAAAUUUGUUUACUGUUCCAAAAUAUUUGGGAAAUUUAUUCAGUGAAGAAACGGGAAGCUUUCAGCAUUUCGGAGAAGAGGAAAAGCACAAACAGCGUGAGCGUAAAUUUGAUUUGAAAAAUAGAUAUGACUCACUUUUGCCUCAGGAAAAUUCAAAAACCACUAAUAAUGAAAGUUUAAAUUUAGAUAGUACUUAUGAUAAGAAAGCGAAUAUAAAGAUCAUGGGAUCUGAUAACAAAGAAGUGUUUAAAAUAAUUUCGUCAUUAGAUGGUCUACACCCAUGUAAUGUCACUCAGAAAAGUCGCAUUGAACAAGUUUUAGAUGACAAUAAAUAUCAAAAUAAAGGUGUAGAGAUGUUGUCAAACAAAGCUGGUACCGAAGAUUAUUUGGAUGAUGAUCUAUCAAUGAACAUUGUUGGUGAUCAAAGUCUUCUACAUUUAGCAGCUCAUAUGAAUGUAGGACAUGACGUUAUUAAUAAAAUCUGUCAUAAUGAACCUAAUCAAAGACCACUUGGUACUUUAUAUGUUGAUUCGUUUGGUAGAACAGCUUUGACUAGCGCGGCUGCUGCUAAUUCUUUAGAAUCAGUCAAGUCGUUAUACCAGCUUGAAAAAGAGGCUCUACUCAAUAAAAAACCAGUCAAAUCUGUCAAAUCACAUCAAAUUACUACACCGAAACCAACAGGUCGUUCAAGAAGGCGUUAUCAAGUUUGUGAAUCUCGACAGUGUUCACCUAUCAUUGUUGCUAUCCAAGCAGGGAAUGAUGAAGUGGUAAAGUGUUUAUUAGACGAGGGUUGUCCUUAUAACACUAUUGACCAGUAUGGUCGUAACGUUGUACAUUGGGCGGCAGUAACUAAUUCUGUCAAAAUAUUAGCUUAUUUAGCACAGUGUAAAGGUUUUGCGAGAUUAAUGAAUAUGAAAGACGACUGGGAUAGAACACCUAUUAUGUUAGCUAUACGUGAAGGUUGUCAGGAAGCUGUUGAGUUCCUACUAGACAAACAAGUUAAAGUUGAAAUCAUUGACUGUAUGGAAAAUGAUUGUUUAUCAUUAUGUACAGAGAAAGGUUAUAAAAAAAUACAUGAAAUACUCAUAAAUUAUAUCAGAUCAAGAAACUCGGAUACAAAGUCAAUAACACAUGAUAAGAAAGUGAAUAUUUUUAAAGAGAAUCCAAAUGUAAGUAAACAAGAAUUAGGACUGUCAUCGAUGUUACAAUCAGCACCGUCAAUGGCACCAGUCACUACAGUGAUGACAACCACACCGGUAAGACAUUCAGCAGAGAACAUUUGUCGCAUGAAUGAAUUUGAUUGGGUAAGUUUAAGUGAUGAUCAAGUUUCGGAAGACUAUAGUGACUGUGAUCGAUUCACAGAAGACAUGGCUGAAGAUUUCAAUUGAUGUGAAAGUUAUUACUACUGAUGUAUAAUAUUUACCUUAAUCUACACAUUUCUAAUCAUAUGUUACAUGCAUCUUAUGUAUAUUAACAGAAAUAAAGAAGAAAAUAAAUGUUGGAUGUAAUUAACUGUAGAGUUAUUUUCUUUGCUCAGCUAUGUAUGUAUAAAACUGUAUUUAGGGGUUAAAUGACAAGAAAGUAUUUUAUUAUUAUGAACUGCUUGUAUACUUCUUUCUUACCAAUCAACUAUCUAAGUUGAAAUAACUUCCUUUGUAUAAUACAUUCAUUUUUUACGAAUAAAUUAUAUUUAGUGUCUUAUAUUACUCCUGACAC